ACAUUAGCAGAAUGUCCAAAAUUUUAUUUAAAAUUAACGGAACCCAAUAUGAAGUGGACGGCAACUACGGUCCGGACUUCACCUUGAACGAAUUCAUAAGAACGGUAACGGGACUACACGGCACCAAGGCAAUGUGUCACGAGGGCGGCUGCGGCGCAUGUGUAGUCGCCGUACAAGCUCCGGCGCAGCCUAACAAUGAAAUGAAGAUAUUUUCAGUAAAUUCUUGUCUAGUUUCCAUUUUGUCAUGUCAUAGUUGGGAAGUAACAACUGUAGAAGGCAUUGGAAACAGAACAAUUGGCUAUCACGACAUUCAAACUCGUCUCGCUAAAUUUAACGGCACUCAGUGUGGAUAUUGCACACCAGGUUGGGUCAUGAAUAUGUACAGUUUGUACAAAUCUAAAAAUGGUUAUCUGAGUGCAGCUGAAAUAGAGAACUCUUUCGCAAGCAAUAUCUGUAGAUGUACUGGAUACAGAUCAAUAGCAGAUGCUUUUAAGACAUUUGCUAGAGAUGCUGAAGAAGAUAUUCUUAGAAAACUAAUUGACAUAGAAGAUAUUUGUAAAUUUAAAGCAUGUGGUGUCAAAUGUACAAAAAUAUGUUCCUACAGAAAUUCACAGAAGUCAAAUCCAGUCAAAAUACAGUUUGAUGAAGAUACCAAGAAAGACUCUUGGUGCAUUCUUGGUAAUAUGCAAAACGAACCAUUAAUGGUGAAAAACGACACAUUCAGAUGGUUUAAAGUUUAUAAACUGUCUGAUUUGUUCAAAGUUAUAGAACAAAACGAUGACUACAAAAUAGUAGCCGGUAAUACUGGUCAAGGAGUAUAUCAUGUUAAAAAAUAUCCGACGCACAUUAUCGAUAUCUCUGAUGUUAUCGAACUUAAAGCGUUCUUACUUGAUGUUAAUUUGAUAUUGGGUGCUGGAAUGACAUUGUCUGACAUGAUGGAACUGUUUCUCAAAAUGUCUUCAGAGAACGAAAAUUUCUCAUAUUUAAAAGAAUUCUACACUCACAUGGAUUUAGUAGCCCACAUACCUGUAAAAAACAUUGGUACAAUUGGCGGAAAUUUAUUUUUGAAACAUUCAAAUCCUGACUUUUCGUCUGAUUUAUUCCUACUAUUUGAGACCGUUGGAGCCAUGAUAACAAUUGGAAAUAAUAUUGACAAUAGAAGAACGCUCACUCUUCAGGAUUUUUUAAAAACUGAUAUGAAAAGAGAAAUUAUAAUAAAUGUGCUGCUGCCGCCAUUACCCAAUAACUGCUUCGUUAGAACUUUUAAGAUUAUGCCUAGGUCUCAAAAUGCACAUGCCAUCGUCAAUGCCGGAUUUCUUUUCAACUUAGACCAAAACACGGGAACUAUUAAGGAAACAAGUAUUGUAUAUGGUGGUAUAGCUCCAGACUUUGUACAUGCUCAGAGAACUGAAGCAAUAUUAAUAGGCAAUGAUAUCUUUACUGACGAAAUAUUACAACGAGCCUUAACCACUUUAUCUGAAGAAUUAAUCCCUGUUGAAGCACCACCAGAACCUUCAGCUGCGUUUAGGAAAAUGUUAGCAAUCGCCCUAUUUUACAAGGCCGUGUUAAACUUAUGUCCCGAAAAUAAAAUAAAUCCAACUUUCAAGUCGGGGGGUGAAACAUUAAAAAGAAUUUCGUCGAAAGGCAGUCAAGUUUUUGAUACAGACAAAAGUUUAUGGCCUUUGAAUCAACCAAUUCCUAAAUUAGAAGCUUUAAGUCAGUGUAGUGGUGAAGCGGCUUUUGCUAAUGACUUUCCAAAGCAAGUUGGUGAGGUGUUUGCAGCGUUUGUUACAGCUGAUGUAAAUCCAGGCAGUGUUAUAAAUAAUUUUGAUACGACAGAAGCUUUUAAAAUUCCGGGAGUAAUUGCUUUCUACACUGCCAAAGAUAUACCUGGUGUGAAUUCGUUUACACCUUUCUACACACCUCUAUUAAUUGAAGACGAAGAAAUUCUAUGCUCGAAAGUAGUAAGGUUUUAUGGUCAGCCAGUUGGUAUUAUUGUUGCGGAUAGAGAAAAGACAGCAAAUAAAGCAGCAGAGCUUGUCAAAGUGAAUUACACAGUAAAUCAAAACAAACCAUUACUUACAAUUGAUGAUGUUUUAAAAUCUGAUGAGAAGGAUAAAAGAAUUGUAACAGAUAAAGUUGUUGAGCCUACGGACAAAGGAGAUGAUGUUAAAGCUGUGUUGUAUGGAGAAUUUAAUUACCGAUCACAAUAUCACUAUUACAUGGAGCCACAAACUUGCGUAGUAACACCUACAGAAGACGGCCUUGAAGUAUAUGCCGCAACACAGUGGCUUGACGUAACAGGUAUAUCAGUGGCUCAAUGUUUAAAUGUCCCAGUUAAUAGUGUAAAUGUGAUUGUACGUCGCGUCGGAGGAUCGUAUGGAGGUAAAAUAACCAGGUCAGGACAAAUAGCUUGCGGAGCGGCCUUGGUAUCACAUUUGCUUGGAAAAACUUGCCGACUUAUCAUGUCACUGAAAACUAACAUGAAAAUUAUCGGAAAGAGAACACCAACGUAUGCCAAAUACGAAGUUGGGAUUAAUAAUGAAGGAGAAAUUCAAUAUUUGCGAAACGUUUUUUAUCAAAACAAUGGCGCCUCGUGGAACGAAAAAAUGACCUAUAUAGUUUUUAAACAUUUCUAUAAUUGUUAUGAUUAUAAAAGGUGGUAUGUAGAAGCUAAUAGUUUUAUAUCUGACUUACCUUCAAAUACGUGGUGCAGGGCGCCUGGUUCGUCAGAAGGAAUAGCUAUGAUCGAAGAGAUAAUGGAACGUAUUUCUCAUCAAACUGGUAAAGAUCCGAUUCAGACAAGAUUAAUAAAUAUGACCAAAGAAAACAAUCCUAUACCAGAAUUAAUUGAACAAAUUAAACAGGAUUCAGAUUAUGAAAAUAGGCUAAAUGAAAUUGCUAAUUUCAAUAAAAGCAAUCGCUGGAGGAAACGAGCAAUAAAAUUGAUGCCGAUGACAUAUGAGAUAUUUUAUGUAGGUCCUUAUAGUGCAUCAGUUUCAGUGUGUCAUGCUGAUGGUUCUGUUAUUAUAUUUCAUGGUGGAAUAGAAAUGGGCCAAGGUAUCAAUACAAAAGUCGCACAGGUUUGUGCUUACACUUUAAAGAUACCACUUGAAAAAGUUAGUGUAAAAACUAGCAGUACUUUUACAUCACCAAAUAGCAUGGCUACAGCAGGCAGCAUUGGGAGUGAAUGUGUCGCAUUCGCAGUUAUAAAGGCUUGUGAAACUAUACUAGAAAGAUUGAAGCCCUUUAAAGAAAAAAAUGAAAAUGCUACAUGGAAUGAAAUUGUAAAGGAAGCAUUUCUUGCUGGUGUUCAUUUACAAGCUUCUUAUAUGUAUGACACAUCAGAUACAUCAUUGAAAACCUAUGCGAUCUAUGGAGUUGUUGUAUUGGAAGUAGAGCUUGAUGUUUUAACUGGUAAUCAUGACAUCCGUCGAGUUGACUUACUUGAAGAUACAGGUAGAAGCCUGAGUCCAGAAAUUGAUAUAGGACAGAUCGAAGGUGCUUUUGUUAUGGGACUUGGGUACUGGACAUCAGAGAACAUAAUAUAUGAUCCAACAAACGGUAACAUAUUAACGGAUCGCACUUGGACGUACAAACCUCCGGGAUUAAAAGAUAUUCCUGCAGAUUUCAGAAUCUACUUUCAAAGGAAUUCGAGAAAUGAAGUUGGUGUUCUUCAGUCGAAAGCGACUGGUGAACCUGCACUUUGUUUGGCAGCAGUCAUCACUCACGCACUACGAGAAACCAUUCGCUUGUGCCGAUUGGACGCAGGAUAUGAUGAUCAUUGGGUGGAAUUAGGACAUCCGUGCUCAGUUGAAAAUAUUUUUAUGGCUAUGGGUCACAAGCUGGAACAUUUUAAACUGACGUAUUUAAACUGCAAUACGAUGCAGUUUCCAACGCAUAUAAAAAUCGCGGCAGGAUCGCUCGGAACAGCAGUAUUUGGUGUACUUUUUGGAUGGGUCAUUUUUCCUACCGUGUUAAAGAGUCAAUUAAAAAAGCAAAUGACAUUGUCGCCUAAAACAGAUGUUCGUCAGAUGUGGCAAAAGAUACCGUUUCCUUUGGAUUUUAAGAUAUAUCUUUUUAAUUAUACAAAUGCUGAGGAAGUACAAAAAGGGGCGAUACCAAUCGUAAAAGAAGUUGGACCGUAUUAUUUUGAAGAAUGGAAGGAAAAAGUCGAGGUAGAAGAUCACGAUGACUCUGACACAAUAACGUACAAGAAAUUGGACACUUUCUACUUCAAGAAAGAACUAUGCGGACCGGGUCUGACGGGAGAAGAGCUCAUUGUUUUGCCACACCCAUUUAUGAUGGGCACGAUAGGAGUAGUAAUCCGCGAUAAGCCAGCGAUGCUCAACAUGAUCGGAAAAGCUUUUAAUGGCAUUUUCGAAAAUCCACCCGACAUUUUCGUUCGCGCAAAAGCUUUGGAUAUAUUGUUUAGAGGCAUCGUCAUUAAUUGCGCUAGAACGGAGUUUGCUCCUAAAGCUCUUUGCGCCGCACUAAAGAAAGAAGCAGCUAAUAGUCUUAUUUUUGGGCCAAAUAAUCAAUAUGUCUUCUCUUUAUUUGGCAUGCGUAACGGUACCACUGACAGUCAUGUUGUGACAGUCAUGAGAGGUAUGAACAACGUAAUGGACGUCGGCAAAGUUAUAGCAAUCGACGGCAAACCCAAGAUGGAAAUAUUCAGGGAUAAAUGUAACGAGUACGAGGGUACAGAUGGCACUGUUUUCCCUCCAUUUCUAACGCAGUCUGAUCGUCUUGAGUCGUUUUCUGGAGAUUUAUGCAGAUCAUUUAAACCAUGGUUCCAAAAAGAGUCAUCGUACACCGGAAUCAAGACCAAUCGGUACAUCGCUAACAUCGGAGAUUAUGCGAACGAUCCUGACCUUCAGUGCUAUUGUGACAGUCCGGACACUUGCCCGGCUAAGGGAAUGAUGGAUCUAAUUAAAUGUAUGGGAGCUCCGUUGUACGUUUCCCUACCACAUUUCUUAGACUGUGACCCUAAGAUUGGGGAAUCCGUGAAGGGACUGAACCCUGAUGUGAAUGAACAUGAGAUAUUAAUUGAUUUUGAACCGAUCACAGGUACACCUCUAGUUGCUAGACAACGUGUCCAGUUUAAUUUAAAGUUGGUGAAAACCGAAAAAAUAGAGCUGUGCAAAGAUUUACCUGAUACUAUUGUACCUUUAUUCUGGAUCGAGGAGGGUUUAGCGCUGAACAAAACAUUUACAAAUAUGCUGAAGCACCAACUGUUUAUACCAAAACGCGUGGUGGGUGUGCUGCGAUGGUUGCUGGUCUCAUUCGGGUUACUCACUGCAAUGGCUUGUAUACUAUUUCAUUAUAAAGAUAACAUCAUGCGCUUCGCUGUGUCAAAUGGUUCCGACUCAGCAGCUAAAAUCAGACCAGAGGAAACGGAACAGAGAGAUAUAAGCGUCAUUGGAGAAGCUCGGGAACCUCCCAAAGUUGAAAUGUAAUCUUUAAUACGUUAUAAGGUCCGACACACACUAGUUUUAAAAGAGACCGAACAGUGAGGUAGUGCUGUAGACAGUACAAUACUGCUUAAUUUCCAAAUAUAUAUGCUAUAUCUGCUGUGCUGCCUUCGUGUGAAACAAUACGUACUCGGUGAAGUGUGUGCACGGCCUAAUAAUCCUUAGUUUUCUUAGAACCCACAGAAUUGAAGGCUUAUAGUAGAUGUCAAAUAUCUUGGCAGCUCCAAACAUCAGUCAUAUCUACGUGCCGCUGCGCAGAACAAAAUGUUAGAUUGAAUAAGAGAACGUUGUGCUGCUAAG
Messenger RNA from Papilio machaon (common yellow swallowtail), 5774 nucleotides. RefSeq names its product xanthine dehydrogenase/oxidase-like (gene Aox2). The record is from RefSeq and is a predicted model, not a curated record. Gene Ontology annotation, cellular component: membrane. Bases 12 to 5459 code for a protein of 1815 amino acids. The transcript is spliced from 25 exons. Lineage: Eukaryota; Metazoa; Arthropoda; Insecta; Lepidoptera; Papilionidae. Gene Ontology annotation, molecular function: iron ion binding; oxidoreductase activity; FAD binding.